AUGCAUGGAGCCAACAGUACCAGCCUGACACCAAGAUACUUCAUCCUCAAUGGGAUUCCUGGGCUGGAAGCCUCACACAUCUGGAUCUCCCUGCCAUUCUGCUUCAUGUACAUCAUUGCUCUCGUGGGGAACUGUGGUCUCAUCUACCUCAUCAUCCAUGAGGAGGCCCUACACCGACCCAUGUAUUACUUCCUAGCCUUGCUGUCACUUACAGAUGUUAGUGGGUGUACUUCAUUUGUCCCCAAUAUGUUAGGUAUCUUUUGGUUUAGUCUCAAAGAGAUUGACUUUGAUGCCUGCCUUGUGCAGAUAUUUUUCAUCCACAUGCUGACAGGCAUGGAGUCUGGGGUUCUCAUGCUUAUGGCCCUGGAUUGCUAUGUGGCCAUUUGCUACCCUCUACGCUAUUCCACCAUCCUCACCAACACCACAAUUACCAAGGUUGGGCUUGCCACCUUCUCUUGAAGUGUGUUAGUCAUGAUCCCAUUUACAUUCUUGAUCAAGCGUCUUCCUUUCUGCAGGGGCAACCUCAUCCACCACACCUACUGUGACCAUAUGUCUGUGGCCAAAUUAUCCCAUGGUAACAUCAAGAUUAAUGCUAUUUAUGGUCUCAUAGCUGCCAUAUUGAUUGGGGGGUUUGAUAUGUUCUGGAUCUCCAUGUCUUACACUAUGAUUAUUCAUGCUGUAAUCAAUCUGUCAUCUGCAGAUGCUCGACACAAAGCCUUCAGCACAUGUACAUCACACAUAUGUGCUAUUGUCAUCACCUAUGUCCCAGCCUUCUUCAACUUCUUCACUCACCGCUUCGGAGGACACACCAUACCACACCAUGUCCACAUUUUCAUAGCCAAUCUCUACCUGUUGUUGCCUCCCACCUUGAAUCCAAUUGUCUAUGGAGUGAAGACCAAGCAGAUCCGUGAAGGAGUUAUCAAAUUGUUCUUUAGAGAGAAAGAUAUAUUGAGUAUGAGAUAA
Messenger RNA from Myotis myotis, 963 nucleotides. Its product is annotated as olfactory receptor 52N2-like. Lineage: Eukaryota; Metazoa; Chordata; Mammalia; Chiroptera; Vespertilionidae. Gene Ontology annotation, cellular component: membrane. Gene Ontology annotation, molecular function: olfactory receptor activity. The transcript has a single exon. The record is from RefSeq and is a predicted model, not a curated record. Gene Ontology annotation, biological process: G protein-coupled receptor signaling pathway.